UGUGUUUUUGCUUUAUUUUUUCACGUCUACCUCUUCAAGUUAGCUGUCCAUCUUUUCUUAAAAUACUGAAUAUAAUAACUAGAUAUACGAUUCUGGGUUCAAUCAGGACACGGAAAUACGUGCACUGUAUUCGCAUUUCUUCGAAUUGGCUAAUUAGCGACCCAGAUAGCUAGCUAGGCUACAUCUCAUUUGUUACCGACUGGUGGACCUUCAGCUUUGAAAACGAUCUCGCAGAGGAAUCGAACCGACCCCAGGCCUCCAAUCCAGGGCGGAGGGAGGGAAGGAGGUCGCUGGGAUCGGGAUGGAAACUAAAGAAGAGGCCGACGGUCCGGGCGCGCCGGGGCUAUGCUGCGCCUCCUUCAACCAGGACACCACGUCUCUGGCCGUGGGGAAUAAGACUGGAUACCGGCUCUUCUCCGUCACCUCGGUGGAUAAGCUUGACUGCGUCUACGAAAGCGCAGACACCCCUGAUGUUUACAUUGUGGAGCGGCUCUUCUCCAGCAGCUUGGUCGUUGUGGUGAGCCAGGCCACGCCCCGCCGGAUGAACGUCUACCACUUCAAGAAGGGAACAGAGAUCUGCAACUACAGCUACUCCAACAACAUCCUGUCCGUCCGCCUCAACCGGCAGAGGCUGGUGGUGUGUCUGGAGGAGUCCAUUUACAUCCACAACAUCAAGGACAUGAAACUCCUCAAGACUCUACUGAGUACGCCGCCCAACCCCUCAGGUCUUUGUGCUCUCUCCAUUAAUCAUUCUAACUCCUACCUGGCGUAUCCUGGCAGUGCCACCAUCGGGGAGAUCAUUGUCUACGACGCCAACAACCUGAACACUGUGACCAUGAUUCCGGCCCACGACAGCCCCCUGGCGGCCAUCACCUUCAACGCUGCAGGGACCAGACUGGCCAGCGCCUCAGAGAGGGGCACUGUCAUCAGAGUGUUCAGCGUCCCCGAGGGACACCGGCUGCUGGAGUUCCGCAGAGGGAUGAAGAGGUACGUCAAUAUCAGCUCCCUCUCCUUCAGUCCGGAUAACCAGUUCCUCUGUGCCUCCAGCAACACGGAGACUGUGCACAUCUUCAAACUGGAGCACCCCACACCCAGUGGCGAGGAGUCCUCCCCCACCUGGUCGGCGUACGUGGGGAAGGUGUUCUCCGCCGCCAGCAGCUACCUCCCGGCGCAGGUGUCCGACAUGAUGAACCAGGACCGCGCCUUCGCCACGGUGCGGCUCGACGUCUACGGGCAGAGGAACGUCUGCGCGCUGGCCACGAUCCAGAAGCUGCCCCGUCUCCUGGUGACGUCCUCCGACGGGCAGCUCUGCAUCUACAACCUGGACCCCCACGAGGGCGGGGAGUGUGUGCUCGCCAAAAAGCACAGGCUGCUGGGCUCGGACUCGGAGAGCGGCGGGUCAGAGGAGACAGAACCACAGACCGGACCUCCGGCCCAAAGCCUCCCGACGUACGCAGCCACCGUUGCCACCUCCAGUGCCACGCCCUCCCCCGCCACUCUCACAGGGUACUCGGAGGACGGCGGGGCGAGGAAGGGCGAGAUCAUCCCCGAGCACGAGUUCGCCGCAGGACCCGUGUGUCUGGAUGACGAGAAUGAGUUUCCUCCUAUAAGUUGGUGCCGCGACGGGACGGGGAGUGGCAAAGGCCGGCGCGCGUGAGGGAGUGAGGUGGAGACAGUUGCGGACAGGUGGACGCCCUCGCGCGGGGCGGGAGCCACGCCCAGUGGACAAGAAGAUGGGCUAUGCAUGAGCCGCGAGGGACACGUACACAAUUCAGGGUGCUAACUAUCGUUUAACGGAAACAUUUUUAAAAAUAACGGACGAAAAUGAGUUUUCAUCAAAAAGUCAGGAUUGGGUCUGCUUAGCUCAACUCCUUAGAAGUGUGUUAUACAAGUUAGGUGCAUGACUGAAGUUUAACAUAGCCACGUUUUAACAUAUACUUGACCAAUAUCUUCUUAAAAGAAAUAUUGUUUUUAUUAUCAUUAUGGUAUCGAAACCUUGGAAUAAGGAAUUUAACUAUUUUUAUGUUUUUUUUUUUUUUUUGUUUUUUUUUUUAGUAAUCAUGAUUUUGGAUACAUGCCUAUUGUAUGUGUAUUCCUCUUGUAUACCAAGUUGGUAAAUGGUUUUGUAUGUGCCUAUAAUAUCAUUUGUAACCAUGCAAAAUAUUUUGCAAAGUUGCACAAAACCCAAAAAAGAAAUAAAUAGACAUUACAGUGGAAAUAAAAGAAUGAAACAAA
Messenger RNA from Conger conger (European conger), 2235 nucleotides. RefSeq names its product WD repeat domain, phosphoinositide interacting 1 (gene wipi1). The coding region runs from base 302 to 1657 and encodes 451 amino acids. Gene Ontology annotation, cellular component: extrinsic component of membrane; phagophore assembly site membrane; cytosol. The record is from RefSeq and is a predicted model, not a curated record. The transcript has 13 exons. Gene Ontology annotation, molecular function: protein binding; phosphatidylinositol-3-phosphate binding; phosphatidylinositol-3,5-bisphosphate binding. Gene Ontology annotation, biological process: autophagy of mitochondrion; nucleophagy; protein localization to phagophore assembly site. NCBI's taxonomy places the organism in Eukaryota, Metazoa, Chordata, Actinopteri, Anguilliformes, Congridae.